AACCAUGGUAGCUGCCAUUCUCGGGAUAACAAUGACAUCAAUACAGGACGAAAUAUUCAACAGCGUUCUCUCAGGAGACGUAGAAGACUUACAGCAGGUUCUGGAAAGUUACGAUGCUACCGAAGAGACAGAGGAGAUCAAUUUGUUUGGAAAAGUGGACGAGAUGGGAAGAAAUGCCCUUUUAGUCGCUUCCAUGCUCGGAAAGAGCAGCGUUGUCCGUGAACUGGUGAAACAAGGCGCCAAGUUGGACGAGCAAACCGUUAGAGGGUAUACAUCGCUGCAUCUUGCUGCUUGUUGGGGCCAUCUGGACACAGUGAAGACUCUGCUUGAGCUAGGAGCUGACUUAAAGGCCAAGACCUUCAGAGAGGAGUCACCUCUGGACCUGGCCAAGAGAUACUCCCAGACAGACUGCAUUGACCAUCUCACACUGGCUGAAAAGGAACUGGAAGCUCUUAUCGCUGCUGCAAACGAACCUCCCGCAGGCACAAAGGAGACUGAUUCAGGUCACCACACUGCCAGAUCAAAGCAUCGGAAAAGCACAGCUAGACACUAAGUUUAGCUCCUAAUUUUAAGAACAUUAAUUAUAAACACAGUAAAAUAUUGGCAUCCAUCUAUCCAUUGUCUAUACCCGCUUGUCCCUGCAUAGUCACGGUGGGAGCUCCGAGCUCCAGUGGUCAUUGGGUAAGAGAGGGGUGUACACCCUGGACAGGCUGUCAGUCCAUCACAGAGCAAUACAGAACAAACAGCACAGAGACAUUUUAGAGAGACCAACUAAUUUAACGGUCAUGUUUGUGGACUGUGGGAGAAAGCUUGAGUACCAUGAGAGUACACACGCAUGCACAGGGAAAAUAUACAAGCAAGGUUUUUACUAAAAUAUUUGUUUUGAACACAUUUAAAAAAAAUUUAUUACAUUUAGAGUGCCUUUCCUAAUUAUCCAUCCACAUUCAAGUUCGUCCCAUUUUGCCCACAAACUUUAUUGUUGUACUUAAGAAUACAUAUGGUUUACUUAAAAAAAAAAAAAAUCUGGAAAGUGUAGCAAAUCUCUACAAAUAGCAAACAUCUCUUGAGCUGAUUCAUGUGUAAACAUGACUUUAAGUCUUGAUAAGAGACAUUUAACAAAAAAAAAAAGAAUCAGAGGAGACACAGCUCAUCCUUUCAUGCACACAGUUUAUUGGAAAUUCACAGAAGCCAAAUGAAUUACUCAUGGAAACUGUACAUACCGUUUACCAAAUAAGAAAAAAAAAAAAAAAAGGAAAAUCAGACCAAAAACCAGGCUAUAGUCUUUUUAAAACCAUAGGACAGCCAUUCACACUUUUACUUUUUUUAUUUUAAGUUCAGGAACACAUUAAAAGCCUGCAUGAUUUUUAUAUCUAGCUUUCAUGCUGCUUAAAGGCAAAAUUGUCAGUUCAAGCAGAUUUGCAGGUUGUUUUUUUAUAUGUAAUUUCUGUGGUUAAUGUAAAAAUUUACCAUGUUAUUGGAGGGAAUAGAAGACACUGUUGACAGAGAUAAAUUUAAUUUACUUCAGCAGUAACUAAAGGUUUUUCUACGUUAGCUGAU
Messenger RNA from Poecilia latipinna (sailfin molly), 1557 nucleotides. It is a transcript of the gene ankrd45, whose product is annotated as ankyrin repeat domain 45. The transcript has 4 exons. The record is from RefSeq and is a predicted model, not a curated record. The coding region runs from base 5 to 553 and encodes 182 amino acids. Gene Ontology annotation, molecular function: protein binding. NCBI's taxonomy places the organism in Eukaryota, Metazoa, Chordata, Actinopteri, Cyprinodontiformes, Poeciliidae.